GAUGUGCAAUGUCCAGUCACAGAAGAAUCAGUGCAAUACUCCUUGACGGGUGGUGACUACGGAACGGUACGUGGAGGUUUUGGAAGAUGAUUUCAUCCCCAUUAUACAAAAUGACCUGAUUUCAACAAGAUGGGGUUCAUGCAAGAUGAAACUCUACCCCAUCAAAGCAGGAGAGUGUUUGAUUUCCUGGGUAGAACUUUGGGAACCACAUUCCGGCUCUGGGCACCCAGAGACCACUGGCACGGGCCUUUAUUGGCUGCCAUAUUCUCCGCGUCUGAGCAUAUGCGGCUCAUUUCUGUUGGGCUAUAUUAAAGACAAGGUGUGCAGCAAUAACCCCAAAACCAUUUCUGAGCUGAAAACAGUCAUUCAGAAGGUCAUUGACAGCAUUAAUGUUUUGACACUUCAGUGGGUCAUCCAGAAUUUUGCUAUUUGUCUGUGCCACAUCAUCGCCAAUGAUGGAUGGCAUAUCAAACAUGUCAUAACCUAAAUUUGGAUAUCUGUAGUGACAUUUACAUGUUGAAUAAAGUGUGUGCAUGCCAUAGUUUGUAUCUAAUUUAUGUUUUUUUCAUACAGUUCAAUAAUUGUCAUCCUGUGUGUGUGUGUGUGUAUUUGGAUUAAAAUAUAUGGCUUAGGAGUGCUAUAUUUAAAUGAGUUUAACAAUCUGUGUAAUAUUUUAAUGUGAACUAAGCAAAAAAUAUGUGACAGAUGAUUAGCUAUGUCUGAGACUGAACGCCGGGCAGAUGGACGAGCACAACGUGUUCGAGCUCGGAGGAACAAAGCUAAUGCUCGAGAGAGGCAUCGUAUGCACGGACUCAAUGCUGCACUUGAUCGUCUACGCAGAUGCAUCCCACUGCAAAGUCCCACUUCACCUCUUUCGCCAGCAUCCCAGCAGCAACAAAAAUUGUCCAAAAUUGAAACACUGAGACUUGCACGUAAUUACAUAUGGGCAUUGGCGCAAGUGUUGGCGGAAGGUCAUCCAAUGGAAGGUAACAGGCUCCUAAGAGUCCUUUCAAGAGGUCUGAGCCAGGCUACUGCAUCUCAACUGGCAGCAGCACUUACCUCUCAGGGCUGCCAACUAGCAACAGGCUGGGGUCUCAAUCAAAUAUAUAGUUGUGAUAUGCAUGAAAUACACAAUACCAUAUACAAUGGAAAUGUGUCUGCACUGAGCAAUGGAUACUGUCCUGGCUUCUUACCACAACAGGCUGAUGGCAACCUCUUAUACAGUUGUCCACGCCAAGGCAUAUCAUGUGGUUACAGUGGUGUAGAUUGCCACUGGGAUGAUCAGGACACAUCAUCAUCCUUCACAUCUGUCAAUGUGAGUUCUCAGGACUCAUCACCUGAGCACACUUACACCUACCAGGCACAGGCGUGCUGCUAUCAGUGGUAAAAUGUGGCCAAACUAGCCCUUGUAUCUCUGUACAAACUGAUC
Molecule: messenger RNA, 1429 nt
Organism: Schistocerca nitens (vagrant locust)
Lineage: Eukaryota; Metazoa; Arthropoda; Insecta; Orthoptera; Acrididae
Product: neurogenic differentiation factor 4-like
Exons: 4
Coding region: 716-1387 (223 amino acids)
Molecular function (GO): protein dimerization activity
Source: RefSeq, a predicted model, not a curated record